UUGAAUCCAUAAUUGUGUUGCUGAUAUUUUUCACCCCCCCAAAAGAUGUCAGCGUCCUACUGUCCAUUUCCUCUUCGGCAUAUAGGAGACUGUUUGAAAUCAAAAGAAAAACAAGCUCGGUAACAAAAUGUCAUGUCCGAACAACGUGGCAGCCAACACAUUCCUGAUGGACACGCUGGUGGGAGGAACAUCUCCAUACAGAGGUGAGGGUUAUUCCACGAACUCUGUAAUGUACAUGCAACCGUCUGCAGAAUAUGGAUUCUCCAUGAUGGGUAGUUUUGGAAUUGUUGGUACCCCUCUAUCCAAGCGGGAUGAGCUGCAGCCGAGCGGGAUGCAUCUGAGUAGUUUUCAGCAUUCGCAUUACCUGUCGCAGCGGGACACAUGGACUGCAGGCUCUAAAACUUACAGGGGCUCGCAACCUGUUGCCCAGCCUUUGCACCCGUGCUCAUAUCCAGCCAGUAAUGUUAAGGAGGAAGCUCUCCCUUGUCUUUACCAGACUAAUAACGAUAGCGCCAAGGAGUCCGCUGAGAAAUCCACCUACAUCCGUCUGGGAGACAAUAACAGCCACCCGAAUCAAAGCGCCGUCUCCACCCCCGAUUAUUUCCGACGGAGCCAGGUGUACACCAAUGAAAGGGGCCACCAUGGAGAUGACUUCGGCUCGGACUUUAAUCCAAUGCCCAGAAUAACAACGCGUGUAGAGACACCAGCAGCAGAUUCGUGUGUCAAAACCAAAAAAGCGAGGCAGAAACCAGAAGACAAGGGAGGAAAUACGCAGGAGGACGACAUGGAUCAGAGACAGUCUAGAAAAGAGGACAGUGUCUCAAAAACAGACAGUUGUAGCGACGAUUCCGAGUGCGAAUUGAAAGACGAGGCUACAUUGGAAAUAGCAACGGGAAACUGGCUAAAAGCGAAAAGUGGACGAAAAAAGAGAUGUCCAUACACAAAGCAUCAGACACUUGAGCUGGAGAAGGAGUUCUUGUUCAACAUGUACUUGACUCGAGAGCGCCGUCUGGAGAUCAGCAAGAGUAUCAACCUCACAGACAGACAGGUCAAGAUCUGGUUCCAAAACAGAAGGAUGAAGCUAAAGAAACUCAACAGAGAAAGUCGCGUCCGGGAGCUAACUGGCUAUAGCUUCAACUGAGGGCUAAACAAACAGACAAAAGAAAAAAUUAGCAAAUACUGUUUUUGUCUUCCUACGUCCAGACCCUUUUUCUUUUCCCAUUCUUUCCACAUUUAUUCUCUUUCAUUCACAGACUCACACGCAUGCAUAAAAUCUAAAAUGGCAAAUCAGGGCCCUGGGGGUAAAACGUUGGUUCAUGACUUUAAUUGCAAAGGGACUGGAGCCUAUUUCAAACAUUAUAAAAUAUUUAACUAUAAUUUAAUUAACACUUUAUCCUGAUUUAUAAUUGUAGAAAACACUCGUAUAAUAUUGAAAAUAUGGCAAUUGUUAAAGGGUCCGAAAUUUGAUGAAAAUUUUCGCGGAAGAUUUGCAUUAUACUCCCAACCCAAAAUUCUAGAAACGAGAUGUCUACUUGAUGUCUUAGAUUAGCCUAUGUGCUGUCAGUGCGCUUGUCCUAUACAUUGCGUGCUCUGUAUUUUGCAUGCUUUGUUCUUCAAGUGUAUAUGUCAAUUUAAUGUUUAAUUGGAGAGGGUGUAAAAUAAAACGGGGUGGGAAAACCUAGUGUCCUUGUAUGUCCUUCCCCUAGCAUAUUUCUCAUGUAUUCUUCUUGAGAGAUAAUUUUUCGCUGAGGACAGAGAGGAGCGGUAGAAAGUGCAAAGCACUUCGAAUAUGAAGAGACCCAUAACGUUGAUUUAAAUAUUAUCCAGGUGACCACAGUAAGUCAAGGUCAUAAAAUUGUAAUGUCAUGACGGUCCUGGA
Messenger RNA from Triplophysa dalaica, 1879 nucleotides. RefSeq names its product homeobox C10a (gene hoxc10a). Gene Ontology annotation, molecular function: RNA polymerase II cis-regulatory region sequence-specific DNA binding; DNA-binding transcription factor activity, RNA polymerase II-specific. Gene Ontology annotation, biological process: regulation of transcription by RNA polymerase II. Lineage: Eukaryota; Metazoa; Chordata; Actinopteri; Cypriniformes; Nemacheilidae. The record is from RefSeq and is a predicted model, not a curated record. The coding region runs from base 128 to 1141 and encodes 337 amino acids. Gene Ontology annotation, cellular component: nucleus. The transcript has 2 exons.